Cornus florida is the source of this 1290-nucleotide messenger RNA. Its product is annotated as short-chain dehydrogenase reductase ATA1. NCBI's taxonomy places the organism in Eukaryota, Viridiplantae, Streptophyta, Magnoliopsida, Cornales, Cornaceae. The transcript is spliced from 2 exons. Bases 58 to 930 code for a protein of 290 amino acids. The record is from RefSeq and is a predicted model, not a curated record.
CAUGUUUAUAUAUAAGGCCGUUUACCUGCUAGCAUUCUUAACUUGGGACCCGGCGACAUGGAGCUAACUGGUGAUGAUAAGCACAACAUGAAUGCACAGAUGUUAUCGGCAAAAAGGUUGUUGGGGAAAGUAGCAGUCAUAACUGGUGGUGCACGAGGGAUUGGAGCAGCCACAGCAAAACUAUUCGCGGAAAAUGGGGCUCAUGUCGUCGUUGCAGAUAUACUGGAUGAUCUGGGAGCCACUCUUGCUGAUUCUAUUGGAGGCCGCUACAUACACUGCGAUGUGGCCAAGGAAUCGGAUGUAGAAUCAGCCGUGAAGCUUGCAGUAACAUGGAAAGGCCAUCUAGACAUCAUGUUCAACAAUGCUGGCAUUUCAGGUCAUGAAUCACGUAGCAUAACCAAUCUCAACAUGGGCCACAUGAAGGUCCUACUUGACAUUAACCUCAACGGAAUUGUACAUGGAAUAAAGCAUGCUGCGCGAGCCAUGAUCCAGGGCGGCAGAAAAGGAAAAGGAGGCUCCAUCAUAUGCACCUCAAGCUCAGCAGCCAUUAUGGGAGGCCUCGGAUCUCACCCUUACACUCUGUCCAAAGAGGCUAUUCUUGGAGUAGCGAGGAGCAGUGCGUGUGAGUUGGGGGUUCACGGGAUUCGUGUGAACUGUGUUUCGCCUCAUGGUGUCCCCUCGGAGAUGCUAGUGAGCGCCUACCGGAGGUUCCUUGGAAAGAGGGAUGUGAGCACUGAAGAAGUGAGUCGCAUAGUGGGUGAAAGUGGGAGUCUGCUGCGUGGGAGGAGCGGAAGACUGGAAGAUGUUGCGCAAGCUGUCCUGUUUCUAGCCAGUGAUGAAGCUGGAUUCAUAACAGCACACAACCUUGUUGUUGAUGGGGGCUAUACUUCGGCUGCCACUCAUAUGAGUUUCAUCUACCAAGGCCAAUGAAUCUGCAAAUUAAUCAAGAAUCACAUAAAUACAUAAUACACUACUUCAGUACGCACCAUUGGAAGUCAUGAAUUCAGAGCUGAUCACUUAUGUUAAGAUGUUACACGCUUAGUUUGCAGACAUCAAUAAAAUGGUUAAUUACCACAUUUUCUCUGUUAUUAACUUCACAAUCUUUAUCAACUUGAUUUUCAAAUUAAGUUGUGUGCAAAAUUAGAAAAUGAUGGUUUAGAAGAAAGUGAGUUUGGAAAGAUGGUACAUUUUUAGUUCAGUGUUAAUCUCCGUGGGAGCAAUUUCAAUAUUCAACCCUUUGGGGUUUUAAUAAAAUCAAGAAGGAAAAGGGGAAAAAAAAGAAGAAGAAAG